GGCCUCAGCCGGGCUUCCCGGGCCCAGGUCGCGGCGUCCCGGCUAGUCAGCUGUUUCUCCCCUGGGCACCAGAGGCGGAAGCCGAAAGGACGCAGGGAGGGGCUUCGCGCGCGGGGUGAACGCCCGUCCUACGUGCUCGUUCGCCUCGCGACCGCUGUGCGCGAGUCCGGUGUCCCCGCGGCGGGCAGCAGCGGCGGCGUCGGUGGCACUCGGAGGGGGCGGAGGGAGUCUGCGGCGGCGGCGGCUGCAGCAGCGAAAUGGCGGAGACCGUGGCGGACACCCGGCGGCUGAUCACCAAGCCCCAGAACCUGAAUGAUGCCUACGGGCCGCCCAGCAACUUCCUCGAGAUCGAUGUGAGCAACCCGCAGACGGUGGGGGUCGGCCGGGGCCGCUUCACCACCUACGAAAUCAGAGUCAAGACAAAUCUGCCUAUUUUCAAGCUGAAGGAAUCUACUGUUAGAAGAAGAUACAGUGACUUUGAGUGGCUGCGAAGUGAAUUAGAAAGAGAGAGCAAGGUUGUAGUUCCCCCACUCCCUGGAAAAGCAUUUUUGCGUCAGCUUCCUUUCAGAGGAGAUGAUGGAAUAUUUGAUGACAAUUUUAUUGAAGAAAGGAAGCAAGGGCUGGAGCAGUUUAUAAACAAGGUCGCUGGUCAUCCUCUGGCACAGAAUGAACGUUGUCUUCACAUGUUUUUACAGGAUGAAAUUAUAGACAAAAGCUAUACUCCAUCUAAAAUAAGACAUGCCUGAAAUUUGGUGAGAAGGGGCAAAAAAAAAAAAACUUUCCGUGACGAUUAAUGAUCCAUAUGCACCAGUGGAGAAGUUCUAUCUAACUUUUAGCAUGCUGCACAGAAACUGGUAGAACAUGCCUUCAGUAUACUAACAUUCAUAUGCUCAGUUGUGUUUUGUUUUGUUUGGCAGUUGACAAGAAGUUAAUUUGCUUUAGUGAAAAAUUCCUCGUUCCAGCUUUUCUAGCUCUUCCUUGCUGUUUUAAUGUGGUUCACGCUAUAGCCCCACAAACCCGUUAUCCAGUAUAAUCUGCAGUGUCCUAACUAAAGUUACUGACUUGGUCUUA
Hyaena hyaena (striped hyena) is the source of this 1071-nucleotide messenger RNA. It is a transcript of the gene SNX3, whose product is annotated as sorting nexin 3. Gene Ontology annotation, cellular component: retromer complex; early endosome membrane. The record is from RefSeq and is a predicted model, not a curated record. The coding region runs from base 258 to 746 and encodes 162 amino acids. Lineage: Eukaryota; Metazoa; Chordata; Mammalia; Carnivora; Hyaenidae. Gene Ontology annotation, molecular function: phosphatidylinositol-3-phosphate binding. The transcript is spliced from 4 exons. Gene Ontology annotation, biological process: endocytic recycling; late endosome to Golgi transport.